Messenger RNA from Adineta steineri, 2808 nucleotides. The record is from the annotation of a GenBank genome assembly. NCBI's taxonomy places the organism in Eukaryota, Metazoa, Rotifera, Eurotatoria, Adinetida, Adinetidae.
AUGUCAACUUUUCAACAAAAUCAAUCGAAUGGUUUUUCUCCAAUACUUUUAUCUCCAUCGUCAGCUAGCAAUAAAACAAUAACACAUAAUCAUCUAGUUUUAUUUGAUAAUAGUGAUCAAGGUUCAGUUGAUUCUGAUUAUACAUCAUUGGAUAGUUCGAAAUUUUAUGGUAAUGGUGGUUCAUCAUCAUCACUUCAUCGUCAAGGACGUUCACAAUCAAUUGAUGAAUUAGCCUCAACAACAACUAUACCAACACGACAUUUUAAUGGAACAUUAAAUGUAAAUAAAUUAAAUAAUGAUCCAUUACAAUUUGUUAAAAUUCAUCCUAAUCAUGAUUUAAUUGAACGUGCUCAAGUACAAUUAACCUUAUUCGAAUCAAGAAAACGUUUACAGGAAACUUUUAAAUUAAAUAAUCAUAAUCUUAAUAAUGAUCUUCGUAAUAAUACAAAGUCAAAUAAAAUGAAUGAUGAUGAUGAUGACGAUGAUAGAGAUUGGUCAAAGGCUGUUGAAAAUUGGCGUCAAAAACGUGAACAAAAACGUAAACAAAGCUCAGUUCAAAGUCCUAAUGACGAUGACGGACCACUAUCAAUACCAGACAAUGAACGAUCACCUCCUAGUCCUAUUAAAACAUCAAAUAAAUCAGAAGCUAAACCUCCACGUCCUCCUGUUCCAACACCAUCGACCGAGGCACCAUUACCAUCUACAACAAAUGAAUCCACUGAACAGUUAACAGUGCCUAAUCGAGCACCAUCUAAAAGCCCAUCACCUCAACGAAUUAGAGGUCCUGCUAAAAUACAUGAAGUAUUUAUACAGAAAGGUGUUGAAGUACGUGGUUUUGGUUUUAAACUGAACGGUGGACCAGCACAAAAUCGUCCGAUAUAUAUUUCAACACUUGAAGACGGUAGUCCUGCUGAUAAAGCUGGAUUAUGUGUUGAUGAUGAACUCAUAGCAAUGAAUGAUGAAAAUAUUGAACAUAUGACAUUUGAUCAAGUACGAAAAAUUCUUAAAGAACGAAAUUUACGUGGAAGUAUUAAAAUGCUUGUUCGAACUUAUGAAGAUAUUGUUGAUGAUAAUUCUCAAACAAUUACAAGUGGACUUACAGUUGAACAACAUAGUAGAACACCAUCACCACAAAAACCUUUAUCGAAUUCUCGAUCUACUACACCUGCAUCGUCUUAUUCUUCAACAAUGACACGUACAACUGAACUUUCAUAUACUACUCCAUCUAAUAUUCAUUCUCCUGUUUAUGAAUUUCCACCUUAUACUCCACCUUCGUCUAUUCCAUCAACUGAUACAAUUAAAACUAUUCCAGUACAACAAACACCCAUCAUACCAUUAACUAUUGGCGCACCAAAACCAUUUCGUUCAACACCUUCAAUUAUGUUAGAUUCACCAAAUUCUAAUGAAACCACAACAAAACCUGUUGUUGACGAACAACCAUCAUCUGUAUCGAAACCAACAUUACCAAAUUUAGAUAAUGCAUCUAAUUCGAAUCCAGUAACACCUUCAUCCGAUGUUAUCAAACCACCAGUACCACCUACAGCUACUAAACCGAAAUUAUCACCACCACCACCAUUAACAUCAGUUGAAGAUUUACUACAUGGCACAUCAGAUAACAAUAGUCAUGAUCAACAACGUAAUGAAUCUCUUAUUACUCAAACACGUCAAUCAGUCGAAAAACAAAUGAAUCAACUACAACAAGAACUGAUCCUCGAUUUUCCUCAUGCACAAAAACCACGCGAGCAAGCACCAAUAAAUAUACCAAUUAGUUUCGUUAAUGCUCCUAUGCUAUCAUCAAUUUCACAACAAGAUUUAAAUUUAAUGCAUAAUAAUAGUAAAAUAAAUGGUAGAAAAGUCAAUCAAUACGAAAAUGUUAUUAAUUAUUUAGAAACUUCGCAUCAUCAUCAACAACAACAGCAACAACAAUCAUCACCGAGUUAUUUAAAACGAUCUUUACAAGAUAUACCAUCAAUGUCAACAAUAAUGAAUCGUUCAUCUGCAGCACAUCCAUCUGAUCGUACAGUAACUGAAAUGAAAAUAAGUUUACCUUCACCAACUUCACUUCAACAGCAACAACAAAAGAAAGUUACGAGUCUAAUUGAUGAAAAAAAACCACAACAACGUAUUACAAAUAAACAACUUCAUACAUCAUUGAAUUUAGUACCAAAAAAGAGUCAUCAUGAAGAUCGUUCAUGGAUUACUAAUGAUCAACAGAAACCAUUAGUUAUUGCAGCACCACCACCACCACCCUUAGCAUUAUCAUCACAUAAAACAGGAAAAAAUCCUACUAGUCAUCGUCCUAUAUCACAAACUUAUCAACAAGAUUUACCAAUGAAUGUUUCAACAUCAAAACAAAUAAGUAUGUUUCACUAUGGUGAACCUGUUGAUAAUCUUCAUUAUCGUCCCUUACGUAAUAAUAAUCAUCAACAACAACAACAGCAAAGAGAUUUUGAUGUAUCUGCUCAUCGACAUCAACAAAAAAAUCGAACUAAAUCACCGAUUCGCACUACGAUUAAUAGUAAUAACAAUCGUGUUUUAUCUGUUAGUGGUAAAUUACAUUGUUCAAGAUGUAAUGAAGAAUUAGGUCAAGGUUCAGCUAUGGUUAUUGAAUCACUCGGCUUAUAUUAUCAUAUAGAAUGUUUUCGAUGUUUUGUUUGUAAUAUUCCAUUAUCAUCAUCAUUCGAAGGAACAGAUGUUCGCGUACGAAGUAAUCGACUUCAUUGUCAAAAUUGUUUUUCAGAUGAAAAUGGCGUCUGGAGAUCAAACAUUCUUAACGCUAUAUCGCAUAACACUGCAAGCAUAAAUUGA